Messenger RNA from Lolium rigidum, 1569 nucleotides. RefSeq names its product peroxidase 18-like. NCBI's taxonomy places the organism in Eukaryota, Viridiplantae, Streptophyta, Magnoliopsida, Poales, Poaceae. The record is from RefSeq and is a predicted model, not a curated record. Gene Ontology annotation, biological process: hydrogen peroxide catabolic process; response to oxidative stress. Gene Ontology annotation, molecular function: peroxidase activity; heme binding. The transcript is spliced from 4 exons. The coding region runs from base 1 to 1569 and encodes 522 amino acids.
AUGGAUCGGAGUCGGAGGCGGCAAUGGGGCCUCGCCUGCGCGUUGGUGCUCUUGUCGGCUCUCCUGGGGGUCGCAUCCUCGCAGUCGCCGUCUCCGGCGCUGGCGCCCAAGCCGCCAGUUACGCCAUCGCGCAGUGCGGCGCCGCCGGUGACGAAGCCAGCGCCACCCGCACCGAAGCCGUCGUCACCACCCGGGGCGUCCCCGGCGCCGAAGCAGACACCUAGUCCUUCAGCGUCGCCGGCCCCAAAGCCAUCGACACCGCCUACGGCGUCGCCUGUUCCAAAGCCUCCGUCUCCGCCUGCGCCUGCACAGGCGCCAAAGCCUUCGUCCCCACCACCCGCGGCGUCACCGGUUCCAAAGCCGCCGGCGCAGGCGCCGAAGUCCUCGUCCCCACCACCUGCGGCGACACCAGUUCCGAAGCCAGUGUCUCCGCCGGCGCAGGCGCCGAAGCCCUCGUCUCCACCACCUUCGGCGACACCGGUUCCCAAGCCGGUGUCUCCACCACCGGCAGCGCCAAAGCCGUCACCUGCAGCGCCGGCGCCGUCUCCAAAGCCGGCUCCCGCGCCGGCUCCGAAACCGUCUCCUCCUACGGCGACGGCACCACCACCGACACAAAAACCAUCUGUUCCUCCGACCCCGCCGCCGGCACCGGCGCCGACGCCUUCGCUGGCUCUCUCGCCGAGCUUCUACGCGAGCUCCUGCCCGAGCGUGGAGCUGGCGGUGAGCGACGUCGUCAGGUCAGCAUCCACCUUGGACCCCACCAUCCCCGGCAAGCUCCUCAGGAUGGUCUUCCACGACUGCUUCGUAGAGGGAUGUGACGCGUCGGUGAUGGUCCAAGGCAACGGCACGGAGAGGACUGAUCCCGCGAACCUCUCGCUCGGCGGGUUCAAUGUGAUCGACGAAGCCAAGAGGCUGCUCGAAGCCGUGUGCCCUGCAACCGUUUCUUGCAGUGACAUCCUAGUCCUUGCUGCAAGAGAUGCUGUCACAUUUACCGGAGGGCCGUCUGUGCCCGUCUCCCUUGGACGACGUGACAGCCUCGUCUCCCUGGCAUCCAACGUCAGAAGAAACAUCAUCGACACGGGCUUCUCCGUCGACGCCAUGGCGGCCAGCUUCACCUCCAAGGGGCUCACCCUGGAGGACCUUGUCACCCUCUCAGGCGGCCACACGAUCGGGUCGGCGCACUGCGGCACGUUCCGGGAGCGGUUCAGGUCGGACGCGAACGGGAGCAUGGUGCCCGUGGACGGCACGAUGAACACCGACUACGCGAACGAGCUGGUGCGGACGUGCGUGGCGUCGGCGAGUGCGACGGUGGACUGCGACGAGGGGUCGGCGGCGACGUUCGACAACCGGUACUUCAGCAACCUGCUGGACGGGCGCGGGCUGCUGCGCACGGACGCGGUGCUGGUGCAGAAUGCGACGACGCGGGCCACGGUGGCGGCGUUCGCGCAGAGCCAGGAUAGCUUCUUCAGCAGCUGGGCGAGCUCGUUCGCCAGGCUCACCAGCCUCGGCGUCAAGACCGGCUCCGACGGCGAGAUCCGGCGGCUCUGCUCAAGCGUCAACGGCGGCUGA